Molecule: messenger RNA, 1506 nt
Organism: Hordeum vulgare subsp. vulgare (domesticated barley)
Lineage: Eukaryota; Viridiplantae; Streptophyta; Magnoliopsida; Poales; Poaceae
Exons: 4
Coding region: 64-1209 (381 amino acids)
Source: RefSeq, a predicted model, not a curated record
GAGCGCACGAAACCUAGGGUUUGACGAGGCGAAAGUGGCGGCGGCGACACGUUGUCUCCGGCAAUGACAACGAACGGUGACGCAGUGCCUCCGGUGACCACAACGGCUUCCUUCUCUCUGAUCGCCUUCUUUGCAGGUCGAGUGGAAGAGGACGAAUUACCUCCGUCGUGGGAUCUAGUUAAGACACAAGUUCAUCGUCUAGAUAAGCGACAUAAGCAACAACAUCGAAAAAAUCAAGUCAAAAAUUCAGGUUCUCCGAAGUUCGUGGCUCCGUCCAAGAAGUUGUCACCAAAAGCUUGUAGUACAAAAAGGAAAGGGGCAUCUCCAAAAGGUUGUACCUCAAAAAGGAAAGGGGCAUCUCCAAAAGCAAGAGCAUCAUGGACUUUUGAACAAGAGAAGACUCUAGUUGAGUUGUUUCAUGAGCAUAACAACCCAUCAUUUAGGGGAGACAAUGGAUGGUCUACUGAAGCAUGGAACAAGAUAACAAGAGAAAUGAACGAGAAGCAUCCAUAUGCUUUAUUCACAAAGUUGCAAAUACAAAAUAAGGAAAAGGAUAUCAAAAGGGUCUAUGGCUUCCUCAAAGAAGCAAGGAUGCAAAGAGGAAUCUCAUGGGAUGACUCAAGGAAGAUGGUGGUGGCUGAACCUGCAUUGUGGGAAAAUAUUCUCAUGGACAAACAACUGAAGGAACUUUCAACUUCACAUCAUCUGAACCUUCUCAACAUCCUAUUCUUACUCAAGUUGAUAAUGUCGAUGAGCCUUUCGAAAAGUGAGAGCACAUUUCUGGAUAUUGAAGAGAGAGUGGAUGAUGAUGACAACGGCGAUGAGAUAAGCAUCUCUACCCAGCAACCAGAAAAAACGGUUGGAAAAGAUCCUAUGGAGGUUCAAGGUACUGUGGGGAAGCGAGUGGAGAAGGAGCCAAAGAAACGCAAGAAAGCUGAUGUUGCAGGGAUGAUGGAGAGCUAUAUUGCCAUGAAGACCAAGCAAGCUGAAGAGGAAGCUGUAGCAAGGGAGAGAGCCAAGGCUGAUGUAGAUGAGUUUUCAAUCAAGAAAUGCAUCGCUGUGGAGAACGAAAUUGAAGAGCUAACCACUGAAGAAAAAGUAGAUGACUUUGAUGUUCUCAUGAAUGAACAAAAGAAAGAGAUUUUCCUCAGCGUUGAUCCAUCAAGUCGCAUCAUGUGGUUAAGGAGGCAGUUGGCUAGACUAGCUUGAGUCGGGUAUACUAUAAUAUCUUGCAUCUAGCAGUGGCACAUGAUUUAAUUUCUCUGCUUGCUUACUUAGGCUCUAGCAGUCUAGUCGUAACACAAAGUUUUGAACUUUUUAUUCAGCAAACCUGAAGCUUCAGCUAGUCUUCUAUUUUUCUGCUAGCUAAGCUGCUAAGUGCUAACAAACAGUACACGGCAGCGUGUUCUAGGAUAUCGAAUGGGGUUGUUGUUUAUUGAGUUGUGCUCUUCUUGCUCACUAAUAUGAGAUGCUAAGUUUGCCAUUAAGAAGAAUGAUCUGCUACCA